This is a messenger RNA of Alternaria rosae, 3781 nucleotides long. RefSeq lists its product as uncharacterized. The transcript is spliced from 2 exons. The coding region runs from base 1 to 3774 and encodes 1257 amino acids. Lineage: Eukaryota; Fungi; Ascomycota; Dothideomycetes; Pleosporales; Pleosporaceae. The record is from RefSeq and is a predicted model, not a curated record.
AUGGAGAUGCCGCGAUCAUCGAGAACAGCAGGUGCGGACUAUUACCGCCGACUCCGUUCCACGUACGGCGAUAACCACCACGAGCAUUAUGUCGCUGCAGGCCAAGGCGUGUACUCUUUUGCUCAUCCAUAUGUUGUCGAAACGGAAAUCAGAAACCUAAGCCACGAUCUUGCCCUCGCAUUUUCCCAGAUACAAGUGCUCGAAGGGGAGCUCGACGAGGCUGCUCACGAGAUCAUGUUGUUGAGAGAGGAGAACGUGAUGUUGCGAGAGAACAACAAGACGCUGAAGGACUGCCUGGACGGCCGAGUCGAUGCCGAGCGCGAGGUGGUAUUGGAAUUUGAAAGCCGCCUUGAAAAUCUACAUGAGGAGCUACGGGGCCUAAAUGCCACGCUGCAAGCAGUCUUGGAUGGUGCGUGCGUGGCGGACGGCAACGAAUCGUCUGGAAUCUACUUUGAGGGGGACUGGGAAGACAUGGUGAGGUUGUGGCGGGAAGGUUAUAAUGAAGGGAAUGCAAACAAUGCAAGGAGCGAUUGGGCACCUGUUGGUCGGCAACGACUGGAUACCAGGCUUCCGCACGAGUCGAUGACUGAGACGAACGCUUCUGGUCCGUCACGCCACUUCGAGCGCAGCAAUGCGCCUAGUCCGGAAGAAAAACGUUCGCAUCAAACUUGUCCAGAUACGUUGCGACAGAUCGAAAAUGGAAUGGCUAUCCUCCAACUCCAGAAUCGCCUAGAUACCACAGAGAUUGGCAUGAGAGACUUGACAAGCCGAUGCGAUGCGCAAGAUCAAUGGCACGACCUACUCGUUGAGAUGUUGCAUAAACAAGAGAUGAUCUUGGCGGACAUACUCGGCAUUGUCUAUGAGGCGCAAGAAGAGUAUGAUCAUGAUAACAAUGACGACGAGCCAUACUGUACGUGCGGUGAGCGUGGAUAUGAGCUUGAUGGUGGAGAUAUGAAUGCAACAUUAAGAGGCGGAAUGGGUGGGAGAGAUGAAGACGAAGAAUUUGUGUAUGAUUAUGGUGGGUAUACAAACUGGGAUCAUGUGGACGCGUCGUCGCAACAGGAGGGUAUGAAUGGAAGCCAGAGUAGUCGUGGCGAUAAAGAGAUCAUCCAAGAAUUGCGACAGCAGGUUGACAGUUUGGAAGAGCAGGUUCAUGUACUUAUGGAGACGGCGCACCAGGACAGUGUUUCUCGAUCGAGAGACCGCCAAGAGGAAGAAAAGGAUGAACCGAGUUUGCGUGGUGGAAGUGGAGAAGAGGAGGUUGAUCACGAUGGCAGUCGUGAGCAUGCUGAUACCAGCAGCGUCCCUACUCUCACCCCAGCUUCACCACACUUACUUUGUCAGCGAGCCGCAGCACAAAUUGGCGAUCUUACCAUCCACUAUAUCCUUAUACACCUACCUCCAGGUCUUGUCAUUUCUGGAUCUCAAAAGCCCGAGCUUGUUUUCCACAGCGCCGCGACUAUCUACUACUUCCCCACUGGAGCGACUGAGGAUGUUGUAAAACGAGAAGCCUGGAAGCAAAAGGCUUGUGGGAAAGGGCACUGGCAACAGGUUGAGUUCCACAAGAUACAGUCAAAGCAGGUGUUUAAGAGUGCGAUCGCCAGUAUGUGGGAGACUAUGGGACUAAGCUGGGAUGUUGUGACGCGUGGAGACUGGAACUUUGACGGAGAUCAAGGUGACAUGUAUAUGGUCAACGACAACAACCUCUUUCUCACGAAUCGCACGAGAGUGGUAGCCGGCGCGCAAAUUCGCGGCGGAAGUGGCUACGAAACCGACCCAUCAUUCGCGAACGAGACUUCAGCAAAUGAUCCUAGUAGCAUCUAUGAGCCGCUCAUACAAGAGGCCGCGACAGUAGAUGCAAACUCUGCACCCUCUCACCGCGGACAUUUUUGGAUUGCCCUGGCCAACGUACUACAAACACGCAAUUUCUUUCUCGAAAGCGAACUCAAAAAUUUCAAAGAAAUGAAUAACAGUCUCAUGCAGGAUCUACACUGGCAGAUGGAUGUACGAGCGGAGAUGGAAGAGCGGCUCGAGGCAGCCCUGGCAGAAAAGAACGCAAUUGCUGAAGACCUCUUGGUCCUCAAGACCCGCUUGAUGUAUCCAAUCGAGACUACUACAUCUCACACCGUAUCCACGGAUGACAAGGAAGAAGUUAUUCAGAUUGGUAAAGGUCCUCAGGAAUCACCAGGCCUGGUAACGGUACGGGGCGGUAACGAAGAUUUACUACCUUUGGCAACAUCUACGAAGGACACGACCCCACAAGCAUUCCUCUCCGAGCCCUCCCGUACGUGUGCCACUAUCACAACGAAUUCCUUCGACUUCUAUCCAAGAAAAUCCACUGUAGUCUUUGCUGGUGCCUCUCUGCACCUAUACCAGUUUCCUUACAGGUCGACACUGCCAGAGAUACGUCGCAUCCUCGAAAGUGAUGACGGAGAAGAAGCGCUCUCCAAUGACCCGAAUAUCGUGCGCGUUUUGGAAAUCAUGAGGAUCCGCGAAGAGAUGGGCAUAGAGCUGCCCGAGAACAUCAGCGAUGGGCGUGUCACUAUCAGCAUAUGCGAUGUUCCUAGUGACUGUCAUAUGGAUCGCGAAACGAAAAUAGCUACAUGGGAGGUUUAUGACGAGGAUGUGGAUAUUCAUGGAAAGCUACUAACGAAACUUGAGAUCGAUCUAAAUGCAUCGAAGUUGUCUACCAGUACCUCGGUCAGGGCCGCAUCGAGCGAAGAAGAGCAAGACUACUACCAAGAUGUUGGCGAUUUGGUUAAUUUCCUCAGAGAUGCAGUCAAAGACGAGCUUGAACCCAGCUCGCCGAAGUUCUGUACAUGUCGGGUACAUCUUAGAAGCGGCAGUGGGAGCGUCUCUAGUGUGAUCGAGGUAGAGCAACCAUGUGCGCUGCCCGUACGUGGUGGCGGUAGUGAUUCUGAUUACUGGAAUCAUGAUGCACAUGGUAACCGAGAGUUCCCGCUACAAUACCCCAAGGUGCCUGCUGCACCAGGUGACCUACCCCCGAAAUCUUAUGAUACGCUGUCACCAAAUGAUCCUAGCGUACUUCAAAAUGAGGCGAUCAUUACGGCAAAAAGUCCCUUGAGCAUACGACUGGGCCGUCUCAUGUUCCCUGCCAAAUUCGUUCAACGGCGCGAGAAUAGCAUUAGCCGCUUUGAAUGGCAACAUACUAAGCGACUGAAUCCUCAGUUCAAAGACAAGCGCUCCAGAAGUUUUAGGUAUACAAGAGGUGCUCAAUGCGAAGACUGGGCUAUGCAGCUGGACGAACAUCGAGAGCACUGCGACUAUUGCCAAGCAAUGUUCAUUGAGGAAGACUACGUUACGAGCGAUUCUACACCUAUGUAUAAUGACAACGCUUCAAAGCCGCCAAUCGGAGCUAGAAGAUCUUCGGAGAACACCAUCUGGCCCGGUAAUAGCAACGAAACAAGCUUCCGCACUGGUGACCAUCCGGACUCGCGUUUGAGGGGUGGUGUUGGCCAUGAUAGAGAACUGGAGCAUGAAUGCGAUUACGGCGAAGACUGGCGAUCCGAGUGGAACGAUCUAGCUAGCCAAACUCAAUGCUCAGGUUGCCAGCCUCGCACAUUCCGUCACUCCAGUACGCUUUCUACAAAGACAACGACUUCACCUCCUUCGCCCGUUGACCGCAACUUCAGAACAAGUCGCUGGCCUCAGCCAUGGGAUGUUUGUACCGCAGAAGAGUUCCUAAGGACGGAGCCUUGGAUUUCAGGUUUUGAACAUAUGAAUGUAGAUCGCCGCGAAGUUAAUGCAGACUAGUAACCCC